ACACAUAAAGACAAAAUGCACUGCUCAAAAACAAAGCUUGAAUAAGUUGCCUUUAAUUAACCAUUGCCAGUACAACACGGGUAAACAGAUGCUACUGAUUGCCACGUUUGUGCUUCCUGUACUGAGCUGAAGACUGAAAACCACAUUCCUGCAGUCAUGAGGCAGGCUGAUCUGAGUCACAAGCUAGAGCGAAAGACAGGAACAAGCUGCAACGCAAGUGAAAAAUACCAAAUGCAUGAUCUCCAUGUGCAGAGAGACUUUACUGCCUUCAAGGAACUACUUUAUUUUGUACUUCUGUUCACAGGAAACAAGGGUUACAAAAGGAAUGACAAGAGAAUACAACCAUGACAGCUUUGUUAAUAAGAUGGAUUUUCAUCUGAAGCACAGGCAGCAAGGCAGUGGUGUGUGAUAGAAGCAAAACUGGAGAGUGCUGAAGGAAGCAGCUUCCCAGCUUUAAAUUCAUCUUGCUGACUUUUUACUAACUUGGUGACCUUUGAAAGGGUGGUGGACAGCAUAUGCCAGGUGAUGGAAGAGACAGAAGUAGAUGCUCAGAUCAGAGAAGCCAAAGCUGAGCCACUUUCCAACAACAGAUCCAACUGGUCAAAUGGUCAGUGUGUUGUCGCGAUGCCGAGUUCUUCAGCAUUAAAUCCCAGUUUUGAUCUGUCUCUGUGCCGUACCAAAUUGGAGAGAGAUGGCUUUGAGAUUCCAGUCAGAGACAUGGAAGAUCCACUGAAAAUAGCUCUCGAAGUCCCCUCAGUCAAGAGAUACAUGGUUUUCAACUCGGGUCUUUUCAACUUAAUCAUGGCACCAGUGCUGUAUGUGGUGGUGUGGUGUGCCAUGUUCUCCACCCUCCACCUCUAUGUAGCUGUUAGCGACUACUGGAUCCUCUGUCUGUCAGUCAGCCUCAUCUCCAUCCUCCUCACUACUGUCAUCAUCUUCAUCCUUCAUCACAGUAACAAGGAGAUCAACAUAAACAUAGAUGUUCGGUUGGUCCAGUUGAAUGAGAAGAUGGUGAAGCACAAUUUGUUGGUUGGCGUAGCUGACUGGAUCCAGAAUUGCACUGGAAAUAUGCAGUUAUACUUUGUGUAUUGGGACAUGUCCCGCUGUCUGACGACACUAACUGAAACUUUAGAGGAGCGCAGCUUCGUCAUGACUGACACCCAGAAAAAACUGGCGAGCAGAAUGUCUCAUCUUGUCCUGGUCACUGAGGUCCCAGUCAUUGACCCUGAGGGCGGUGGCUCAGACGUGGAGCAAGACUCAGACGAGCACAGGCCUCUGCUCAGAAAUGAGGACGUAGGCCGCAGUACCUCAUCUAACCAGCAGGGGACUUCCAAAGUCACUUCCAACUACAGCCUUGUGCCUGAUGCUGCCUUACCUGCUCAGGCUAAAGCUUACCAGCUUCUGAUGACCUACAGUGCAGUGUAUGUGAAGCUGCUGGUGUCUGAGAGACUGUCAGGACCAUCACACCACCGUCUGCAACCCUGGAGGAAUCACUGCACCACGGCCCCCCUCUGCCUCUGCCAGUACAUCAAAAACAAAAUCCUUCAAUAACAUGGCCAACAAGCACUUUUCUCUGGAGCCAAUGUGGAUGAAAGAUGUUCUGUUCCACUGAUGGACUCCUCGAGCGUCAGACUCUUGAUUUCCUUGUAUUUAAUUUUUUCUCUCCACCUUGUGGGCUGAUUUGUUUACUACUGUCAUGCCAGCUCUGUGUUUGCACCACCUGGAUGUUUGUUUGUCUGCACCCUGCCAAAUUCUGUCAGCUGAGAAAACAGGUCUAUCCACCAGCUGUAAAACAAUAUUUAUAUUCAGUUUUACAUGAGAGUCACAGCCAUAAUGUCUGCUCACUGCUGUUAGAAUGGUUUGUACAAAUGAUAAAUAUAUUGUAGAUUAUUUUGAUUUGACCAGAAUGAAUGACUGAAUAAUGAAUGAAUGAAUAAAUGAAUGAAUGAAUAAUGAAUGCAUGAAUUUGAGCAAACAACAAUCAUCCUGGACUUAUUUAUUCCUAUCCUCUCCUACCAAAGAGUAGUAAUGUGUAGUUAAUUAAUGAUAUUGUACUUUUUGUAAGACAAGGCUGUUUAAUUCAAACUGUGGCAUUUACCACUUUAUACGAAUACCAAAGAAACAGAAACAUUUCCUUUCUUUGCUCUGAGUGUGAGCAUACAAAACUACAUUUUAUUAUCUUUUCCUGUAGUUAAAGUAGGGCUUUCUAUAUACUGCACUGAUGCAUAUGGUUUUUAAGAGUCCAAACGAAAGCCAACAAAGAGAAAAUUUCCUUUAUUCUUAUUUUUAGAGAAAAGGGUUUAAUGUCACAAUAUUAAAGUUCAUCUGUUUAUUCUGUAAACUAAAAAAAUAAAACUGUAAACAAUAA
Melanotaenia boesemani (Boeseman's rainbowfish) is the source of this 2368-nucleotide messenger RNA. It is a transcript of the gene tmem268, whose product is annotated as transmembrane protein 268. The record is from RefSeq and is a predicted model, not a curated record. Bases 526 to 1551 code for a protein of 341 amino acids. The transcript is spliced from 11 exons. NCBI's taxonomy places the organism in Eukaryota, Metazoa, Chordata, Actinopteri, Atheriniformes, Melanotaeniidae.